AUGGCUACACCUCAAGAAAAUGCUUUCUUGAUGCAGGCUGGCGAGUUCGAGUCAGAGGAACAAGGAUGUGGUUGCUUUCGAAGUUUCAGGGUGUUUACGAGCCAAAAUCAUGUAACAAACAGCGGUGAUCGACUGCAUCUUCUGCCCGAAAGGCGGGAAGAGAGAGAGUCAUGGAUGAUGAGACAGGUAAAGAAGUUAAGAGAGGUGUCAGAGUUGGUUGCUGGACCCAAGUGGAAGAAUUUCCUUAGGAAAAUUGGUGGCUACUUUAAUAAUAAGAAGAGGAAUGAUUUUCAAUACAAUUCUUUUGAUUAUACUAUUAAUUUCGAUGAUGGCAAUUACGACGAUGAUAAAGAUGGCAACCUUGGUUUCUCAUCUAGGUUUGCUCCCCCAGUUGUUCUUCAUGACAAGCCUAGAUCAUCUACUUGA
Molecule: messenger RNA, 426 nt
Organism: Chenopodium quinoa (quinoa)
Lineage: Eukaryota; Viridiplantae; Streptophyta; Magnoliopsida; Caryophyllales; Amaranthaceae
Exons: 1
Coding region: 1-426 (141 amino acids)
Source: RefSeq, a predicted model, not a curated record